Messenger RNA from Balaenoptera musculus (blue whale), 5441 nucleotides. It is a transcript of the gene NAA35, whose product is annotated as N-alpha-acetyltransferase 35, NatC auxiliary subunit. The coding region runs from base 236 to 2362 and encodes 708 amino acids. Gene Ontology annotation, cellular component: NatC complex. The record is from RefSeq and is a predicted model, not a curated record. The transcript has 22 exons. Lineage: Eukaryota; Metazoa; Chordata; Mammalia; Artiodactyla; Balaenopteridae. Gene Ontology annotation, biological process: N-terminal peptidyl-methionine acetylation.
GGCUGAGAGGGGAGGGGUUGGCGGCGGCGGCCCAGGCGGCGUCGAUAUUUCCGCGAUCUGGACGGUACGUGGCGGCGCGGUUGGCCACGGGAGAAGUAGGUAGGGACCGCCGUGCGGAGCCAUUGAGACUUCUUCCCUCCCGUGUCAGAGAGCCGCAACCCCCCGCGCGGGUGGCGGACCCUGGGGACGCCAGGUCACCCUGCGGCCCCUGCCCACCCGCCGCGCUUCAGGAAUAAUGGUUAUGAAAGCUUCUGUAGACGAUGAUGAUUCAGGAUGGGAGCUCAGUAUACCAGAAAAGAUGGAAAAAAGCAAUACAAACUGGGUGGACAUAACCCAAGAUUUUGAAGAAGCUUGUCGAGAAUUAAAGUUGGGAGAACUGCUUCAUGAUAAGCUAUUUGGUCUUUUUGAAGCUAUGUCAGCCAUUGAAAUGAUGGAUCCCAAGAUGGAUGCUGGCAUGAUUGGAAACCAAGUUAAUCGAAAAGUUCUCAAUUUUGAACAAGCUAUCAAGGAUGGCACCAUUAAAAUUAAAGACCUCACCUUGCCUGAAUUGAUAGGGAUAAUGGAUACAUGUUUUUGCUGUUUGAUAACAUGGUUAGAAGGCCAUUCCUUGGCACAGACAGUAUUUACGUGCCUUUACAUUCAUAAUCCAGACUUUAUAGAAGAUCCUGCCAUGAAAGCUUUUGCUCUGGGUAUCUUGAAAAUCUGUGACAUUGCAAGGGAAAAAGUAAAUAAAGCUGCUGUUUUUGAAGAGGAAGAUUUUCAGUCAAUGACUUAUGGAUUUAAAAUGGCCAACAGUGUGACAGAUCUUCGAGUUACAGGCAUGCUAAAAGAUGUGGAGGAUGACAUGCAAAGAAGAGUAAAGCACCAACAGUGUUUAGCAGUAUUCAGCAGAGUGAAAUUUACUCGAGUGUUAUUGACAGUGCUUAUAGCCUUCACUAAGAAAGAGACCAGUGCUGUUGCAGAAGCUCAAAAAUUGAUGGUUCAAGCAGCAGAUCUUCUUUCUGCCAUUCAUAAUUCAUUGCAUCAUGGCAUCCAGGCCCAGAAUGAUACUACAAAAGGAGAUCAUCCCAUUAUGAUGGGUUUUGAGCCUCUUGUUAACCAGAGACUACUUCCACCCACCUUCCCUCGAUACGCAAAAAUAAUAAAGAGGGAAGAAAUGGUCAACUAUUUUGCAAGAUUAAUAGAUAGAAUAAAAACAGUCUGUGAGGUGGUCAAUUUAACAAAUUUACAUUGUAUCCUGGAUUUUUUCUGUGAAUUUAGUGAACAAUCACCUUGUGUUCUUUCAAGAUCUCUAUUACAAACCACUUUCCUGGUGGAUAACAAAAAGGUCUUUGGAACCCAUCUCAUGCAAGACAUGGUGAAAGAUGCACUUCGGUCUUUUGUCAGUCCUCCGGUGCUCUCCCCAAAGUGCUGCCUAUAUAAUAAUCACCAGGCUAAGGACUGUAUUGAUUCCUUUGUUACUCACUGUGUUCGGCCAUUCUGUAGUCUUAUUCAGAUCCAUGGACAUAACAGGGCUCGACAGAGAGAUAAGCUCGGUCAUAUUCUUGAGGAAUUUGCCACCUUGCAGGAUGAGGCAGAGAAGGUUGAUGCAGCCCUUCACACUAUGCUGUUGAAACAGGAGCCCCAAAGGCAACAUUUGGCUUGUUUAGGUACCUGGGUCCUUUACCAUAACCUUCGAAUUAUGAUACAGUAUCUUCUAAGUGGCUUUGAAUUGGAACUCUACAGCAUGCACGAGUACUAUUACAUAUAUUGGUAUCUCUCUGAAUUCCUUUAUGCAUGGUUGAUGUCAACAUUAAGUCGUGCCGAUGGCUCUCAGAUGGCAGAGGAAAGGAUAAUGGAAGAGCAGCAGAAAGGCCGUAGUAGUAAAAAAACAAAAAAAAAGAAGAAAGUUCGCCCAUUGAGCCGAGAGAUCACAAUGAGCCAGGCAUAUCAGAAUAUGUGUGCUGGAAUGUUUAAAACUAUGGUAGCAUUUGACAUGGAUGGCAAAGUACGAAAACCCAAGUUUGAGCUUGAUAGUGAACAAGUUCGAUAUGAGCACAGAUUUGCUCCAUUCAACAGUGUAAUGACACCACCACCAGUGCACUAUCUGCAGUUCAAGGAAAUGUCUGACCUCAAUAAAUAUAGCCCUCCUCCUCAGUCUCCAGAACUGUAUGUGGCAGCUAGUAAGCACUUUCAGCAGGCAAAAAUGAUAUUGGAAAAUAUCCCAAACCCAGACCAUGAGGUCAAUAGAAUUUUAAAGGUUGCCAAACCCAACUUUGUGGUUGUGAAGUUAUUGGCAGGAGGACACAAAAAGGAAUCUAAGGUUCCUCCUGAAUUUGAUUUCUCUGCUCACAGAUAUUUUCCUGUUGUGAAACUUGUUUGAAAGAGAGACUGAAAAGGUGACCAAAGAGGUGGAGUCUACUUUCAGAUUCUACUCUUAGAGGAUCUAUCCAUCAGUCUUACCACAUAACAUGCAGUGAGAUGGAUUUCUUGGGUAACAGCCCAUUAUAAGGAAUACUUUUAAUUUGACAGCCUUACAUGACGUGAAUGAAAACUGCUGUUUUAAAGUGGUUUAUUAUGUUCCAUGGAUGAAACUGGUCUUAUUGAAUGCAUUGAUGAACGUUAUAUGGUUUUAUUACAGAUUUACUCAGAAAUCAUUUUUUAUGAAUGAUUGAGUGAAAAUAGUGUUUGUAAAGGUUAAUAAAUUUCUUGACAAAAAAUGUACUACUGGAGAUGAAAAACAAUAGCACUUUGUUGAUACAUGUUAAGAAUUGAAGGUGUUUAUUACUCUUAAUGUUUGAGUAGUUCAAACAAAUUAUCCAAAAGAAGUUUCAAAUUAAGGGAUUUUUUAAACACUCACAUGGGAUUUGGGCAAAAUACAUUUAAAAGGGAUUCUGGGGGGGCCUCCUAGCUACAUAGGGAGACUAAAUUACAUGGGGAUUGUGAUUUUAUGUGUCAUGGUAUCUUAAAUUAUAUACCUGUCAGAAUAUACAUUUUUUUAAAAAUCCUUUAACUGUUACAUUUGGCACUUUUAAAAGAUUACACAUCAUGUUUGCUAGUGACAUUAUUCAAAAGAUAAGACUUUAUAGAUUUGUUCACUUUUAGAGUUAGGUUUCAACACGGCAUGCUCCUUUUUCUUUACUACUUCACAGUUUAACCCAUCAGACAUUUUCAAUCAGGGUCUUUCCAGCAUCCUCUGGCUUUGAAAAUUGACUUAAAUCACCUAUACCUACAAAUGCCCAGUGCCAGUGGCUUCACCCUUCUUCCUUUGCUGCCAGUUCCUCUUCCCGUCUCUGCUCUGCUGUUCUGUGUCAAGCUGCCACGGCCUCUGGGGGCCUUUCCUUCUCCUCCACAGGAAGCAAUACUAUUAGCAGAAUGAGCUACCCUGCGCCUAACUUAAAUUGACUUUUGGCUUGGCUUAAGACUAGCACCCAUUUUAUAUUUGCUCUGUGGUUUCUGAGUUUCAAAUAUCCUAAUUCUUAUUUGACACCUUUCUUGCAAAUGUGAUUAUUGAAACUUUAUUUCUGGAAAUAUUUGCAAGCAGCUAACCUGAGCGAAUCUUGCCGGCUAUAGAGUAAGAACUUUCCUGACCCCCUCCUUCGUGGCUGUUGAAGUAAACUGGCGACACAUGUGUCAUCCAGGAACAGCCAGUAGGCAUCCUGAAAUCUCAGAAUCCAGAAGUCUUUAAAAAUAAAGUAGGCUGUACAGUAGAAACUUGAGCAAUGAAGAGAUAAAGAAUAUACCUGUUGUUAGCUAUGUGGUUAGUUUUUUGAGAAGGAAACACUUUCUGGCUGGUAAUUUCUGAACACUUCAAACAAAAAUGACAGAAAUGGUAGAAAAGAGGCAGUAGAAGAAAGAAUCAAAAGAAAAUGCACAGAGGAUAAAAAACAGCAAGAUUUGCAAACCGCCAAGAGCCUGAGGCAAGCUAGAAGAAUGCGGGUCAGGGCCACCAGGGACUGUUGGAUUAAGAGGGCACUCUGGCGUUUUUUAAAUGAUGUCUAAUUAGGUCAGUUAAUGUAAAUGAAAGUUACUGAGCAAGUGUUCUGCCUAAUUAGACAGCACCUAAGGCUGUUUUUUCAGGAGUGGGUCUUCUUAAGAGCAAAGAGUGUUCCUAAGUUUUAACUGCAGGUUUCUAAUCAGAAAAGCUGAAAGUUACAUUUUUUAGAACUUUUAAAAUAUCUGCCAUUCGAGGUGCUAAAAAAAAUGAUGGGGGAAAUAAGACCACCUCUCCCCUCACAGAUCUAACAACCUUAAGAAUGCAGAAAAGCAGACAGGUCUUUAUCCUGGGGAAAAUGCAGUAUGCUGGUGUAGAACCACCUCACAUAAAAGAUUUAUGGAGAAAGUCUCCAUCUCAUCUGGGUCCCAAAGAUUAAUAAAGAGGCAUUAUUAGCUGGUAAAGGGGUCCUAGACAGGGACACAGAUGUGCACAAGCCUGAGAUGAGAAGGUGGCAGUUUGACUAUAAAGUAUAGAGCAGGACAAGGGGCUGGAGGGAUGAGCUUGAGAAGUGAGGGGAGGCCGGUCCUCCAGAACCUGGGAAGCCAGGUGAACGAAUUUGACUGUCUGAUGUUGGUGGAUACCACUAAAAGGUUUGACUCGGGGAAACAACAGGAUCAAAUCAGAUCUGCUUGCUCAAGACUGCUGGUUCAAAAGGGGACAAGGCUGCAGGCAGGGAAGCUCCUCAGGUGAGAGGAAAUGAUGGUUGGUCUUAAUUAAGGUAGUGACAGAGGGAAUAGAGGAAAGUGAAUAGAAUCAAAAGAUAAAGGAGGUACAGGACUUGGUAAUGAUUGGGUGAGUUUGUGGGAAUCAAGGGUGAUGAUUUGUAGGUUUUAUGGCUUUGGUAACUAGAUGGAGUGGUGCCAUUUGCUUAUAUAGGCAAAACAGGAGACGAGGCUUGGGGAUAAAGAUUGUUUUAGAUGUUGAGAUGUCUUUUUUUUUUCUUUUUUGGCCGCGUGGCUUGUGAUAUUUUAGUUCCCCAACCAGGGGUUAAACCCAGGCCCCCCAGCAGUGGAAGCGUGGAGUCCUAACCACUGGACCACCAGGGAAGUCCCUGUUGAGAUGUCGUUGAAAGACAUCCUAGUGAAGACAGCAAGUAGUCUGGUGUGGAGCUGAAAGGUGCAUUCUUGGGUAGACAUGAACUGAGGACUAAGUGGCUGCAAAGAUGUAAACUAAAGCCUGGACUGGGGGUUGCAGUUGCUCAGGGAGCAUGUAGAAGGGCCUGAGAUUGGUCCCAAGGAAUAGAGUUGGGACAGCCAAGUUCUAAGAGUGGGCCAGGGAACGGGGGUGGGGGGAGCGGGUAGGUGAAACAUAAGUGAGCACCUUAAAAUCCUGCCAUGCCACCUUCUGGCAAAGUUUUUAUGUCACUAUUUUCAUAAGACUCUUGACUUUUCUAAAACAUUACCUCAGUUAUUGGUCAAAGGGCACCCUGUUCAGCAAAGUUUAAGGGAGUUCCGCUCCAGCUAUG